AGACAACCCCCCUGUCAGAACAGGAUCCCUGACUUUGUCAACAUGGAUCGGCUGUCGUUUUGGGGAUCCCAUGUUGCUAGAUAAAAGUAUAUGUUAUGCAGAAAUGUAUUUCAUUAGCUAGCUCCUGUCUAUAUUGAAAAUCGCGAUGGACAUGUUUAGUAAACUUACGAGUUUAUUUCAGCAGGCGUUGGAAACGAGAGAGCCCUCUGUUAAUCUGUUAGACUCGUUCGUGGACCACUGGAAAGGAAUCACCAAUUAUUACAUCGUAACUAAUGAUGAGACUCAGCCUGUGAAGCAGACCGACAUCCCCUGGAGGCUGAAGCAGAUGUUGGACAUCCUGGUGUAUGAGGAGGGGGAGCAGGGCCUGGAGGAGACGGGGCCCUGCAUGGAGUACCUGCUGCAGCACAAGCUGCUGGAGACACUGUGCACCCUGGGAAAGGCACAGUACCCUCCAGGGAUGAACCAGCAGGUGCUGAUUUUCUUCUCCAAGUUGCUGACUCAGAUCCAGAAGCCUGUCCUCCACCUCAUCAAUAUCUACAGGCCAGUGCAGAAGCUCAUCCGACUGUGUGGACUUCCUGGUUCCCAGGCAGAGAAGGAGGAGGCUCAGUUCCUAUUGGUCGUCUGCUCCAGAAUUAAACAGGACCCCUACAUCCUCAACUACAUUUUAGAGAUUACGCAAGACAUGCUCUCCAAGAGGUCUAACUCCACCUCUGAGGAGAAAAGUGACGCUUCCAAGGAAGAGACAGUGCCUUCUGACCAAUCACCCUCCUCAGCCUCCACCCCAAGCCAAUCAGAAUCUACAACUCCUAGCCCUGGUCCCACCCCUUCAUCUCCCUCCAUCCCUCCUCCUGACAACACAGGCCUCAUCCAUGUUCUGAUGCACUUAAGCGGGAGCCAGAAAAGUCGAGUGGCCCUGAAGGCCUAUGAGAGCCUUCUGCUUCUCACCAGCGUCCAGAGAGAGGAGACCCUGAAGGUUCUGGCUGAGAUGACUCCACUCUGCCCCCUGCUGGCCGGGAGGUUGUGUGAGCUCUACAGCCUCAUCCCCUCCAGCCUGGACCCAGGGGACAUCCUCAGCCUCCCACACACACACUGGAGCACACAGUUUUCCCAGGGCGGUACUGAAGACACUGCGUCAUUUCCUGGAAGUGAUGUAAUGGAGAGAUUCUUCUCCUGGCUGGACUACCUGGAUCACUUGAUGAAGGAGGCACCAAAGAUUCUAGCUGUGAAACUGGCCAGUGAGAUUCACCAGCAGCUGCUUGUCAACAAACUGCAACCUCAACUGCUGCAAAUGUCCGAGGCGGGUGUGUUGGUCGGCACGGCGCUGCUGUGUUGCGUUGUGCGUCGCGUCCAGUCCGCCGCCCUGCUGGACGAGCUGGUGAGCUACAUCCUGGGCCGUGAGACGGAGGGAGAGCUGCGACUGGACACGGAAACCCACGUCCUGCGCUACCACCUCAUAGAGCACUGUGACCACAUCUCUGAUGAGAUCAGCAUCAUCAGCAUGCGUCUGUUCGAGGAGCUGCUUCAGAAGCCUCAGCGGGACAUCCUGUCCAACCUGGUGCUGAGGAACCUGGAGGGUCGCUGCUACACCACACACACACCCGGGGACGACCGCCAUCACCAGUACGAGGCUCUGGAGGACAGCGAAGAGCUGGAGGAGGACCCGUUCUUCACAGACAGCCUGUACCCUGACAGUGACUUCUGUCCAGACCAACUGUCCCAGCGCACCCCCUCUCUCUCAGGAGAACCCCCCCACAACCAGGCAGCUGACAGUGUCAACAGUUUCCUGUGCCUGGUCCCUCAGGAAGCUAAGUCUUCCCACCUCCUCCAGGGCGCAGGAUACAACACCUACGUUCAUGACGCUCACAAACUGUUGAGAGAUUGCACAGCACUCUCGCAGGGCUGGGAUUGGCCAGAAACCCCUAUCCAGUCCGAUUCAUCUGCAGUGAGUUCAGACUUCUUUGAGGGACACUUUCUGAAAGUCCUGUUUGACAGGAUUGGCCGGAUCCUAGAGCAGCCGUAUGAGUUGAACCUGCAGGUGACGUCGGUGCUGUCCAGGCUGAGCGUGUUCCCUCACCCCCUCCUCCACGAGUACCUUCUGGACCCCUACAUCAGCCUGGCCCCCGAAGCCCGCUCGCUCUUCUCUGUCCUCAUCAGGGUGAUAGGAGAGCUGAUGCAGAGGAUCCAGCUGGUCCCGAACGUGACGGAGAAGCUGGUCCAGGUCCGGGGACAGCUAAUGGGCCUGGAGGCAGAGACCGGUGUGGAUCACGUGACCCUACUGAAGGGAGUGAUCGUUCUAGAAGAGUUCUGCAAAGAACUGGCAGCCAUUGCCUUCGUUAAACUGCCCAGCGCCUCAUACUGAUCCUGGACAACUGGAUAAUCUUAACAUGAAACAGUGGUGUCCACAGAUACUUCACCCAGAACACUACGAUGAUAACGUGGACUCUUCAACAGAACACACAACAGCACAUCCAGAACAGUCAUCUCGAUGGAUUGUCCAGCGCUUCUAGAACCUUCUAGAACACUCUACUUCUCAAUAGUGUGGAUCUGAGGGGACUCGGAUAGACAUAAUGUUUCUUUUGAAUAUGAGAAACUUCUUCCAUGUCUGCUUUGUGAAACAUGAAGGUGUUUUGAUGUAGCCUUCGUGAUGACAGACGGGUUGGUUCUGGACAAGACUACUGUCUUUGGACGGUACUAGAAAGCUUUUUAUUGCAUCAGUUGCACAAGUACUCUCUAUACAAUUAAGAGGACUGAGUUAAACUACAAAGAUUGUCGACUAUGACUACUGGUACUUUUCAGGAUAGAAGAGACUUUAAAAGACAACCUUGCACAUCUCUAUUUAAAGUUUAUUGUGAAGUCCUAGAUGUUUUAAUUAUCUUUUUAUUUUGACUUUAAUCUUGUGUUUUUCAUAGUAACUAUGCAAAUAAUAUUUUAUUUAUCUUAACCUGAAUAAUCGCUCCACCUCGUUGCCUGAGAGCCCGUACAUGCAGUAGACCAGUGUGAAGCCAGACUCAGAGAGAAGAUGCCUGUGUUCAUGUGUAGUUCCUGUCCGUGUCUGUCCUCUGAUGUGAGCUGGUCUGUGUUCCCCUCCUAAGCUCAGACGGGGGCUGGAACAACCACUCACAUUCGAUCUUUAAAGCAUGCUCCAGUUUUCCAGAGAGUUGUAGCUGUACAUUUUCAACUCAUCAAAUACAAUCAUGUGAGUGUGACAUCACAGAGACGUGUCAGUUGAGACACUAUAAAACAUCUACUUUGA
Molecule: messenger RNA, 3253 nt
Organism: Osmerus eperlanus (European smelt)
Lineage: Eukaryota; Metazoa; Chordata; Actinopteri; Osmeriformes; Osmeridae
Gene: fhip2b
Product: FHF complex subunit HOOK interacting protein 2B
Exons: 17
Coding region: 146-2359 (737 amino acids)
Source: RefSeq, a predicted model, not a curated record